Octopus sinensis (East Asian common octopus) is the source of this 3255-nucleotide messenger RNA. RefSeq lists its product as uncharacterized. Bases 311 to 2029 code for a protein of 572 amino acids. NCBI's taxonomy places the organism in Eukaryota, Metazoa, Mollusca, Cephalopoda, Octopoda, Octopodidae. The transcript is spliced from 11 exons. The record is from RefSeq and is a predicted model, not a curated record.
GCUGUAAAAAAUGUUCAUGCUUGAAAAAGCGAAACGUUACUUUACACAACGUGACUAACACGACAAAGUAUAGUAGUGAACUAUUAAGAAUGUUUCAUCAGUAAUUGUGAAAUGUUUACAUUGUAUCAGCCCACAAUACCGGAUAUAAUCUAGUGACGUUGAAAAAUUUUUUCAGACUGCUCUAAUUUGUUUCCAGUAACUCGUCUCCUUCAACUACAACAAUAAUAAUAUACUAUCACAAUUAACAAUUCCCACUAGAUGUAUGAAAAACUUUACAAUAUACUCCUUUUUAAUUAGAAAUUAGCCGAAGAUGGUCUUUAUCAUUGUUUACAUCAUAUUGCUUAACUUUGGGCAGACUAAAGCUGAUUGUUUACUUCCGUGUCCCAAAAAUCACAAUAGUUUUGGUUGUAAUUUCUCCAAUAGAACUUGUUCCGCCAACAAUGAAAGUAUUUCAUCAGACAAUACCAAUGAAAUGCCAGCUAGACCAGAAAACCUACAAACAAAGUUCUUUGAUAAUAAAAACAUAACAUUUACCUGGAAUGCAGACCCUUCAACAAUCAAGCAUUUGCAGGGCUUUCUCUUAAAUCUGACUGUACUUUAUGGUAUAUGUGAUCCGAAAAAAACUAACUACCUUCGAGUAUUUACAUACCCCAGUAUAAGUCAAAUUGAAAAAUACAAAAAUGAACUGUUUAGCUUAGAACUGAAACGUAUUUGUCCAGCUGUCUGGGGAUUAGAACUAUAUUCUUUGCCCAAAAGUAAUUGCAGCGAAAAUGUGCAGCGCCAGAUUCUGCUUGUGCCCCACCCUGACAAAGGUAACAAUGAUCGUGGUUCUUGGCAAAGUCCAAUGACAAUCACAUACAGCUAUCCUUUGCAUAACAUUGAAGUAAACUUCACAAAAGCUCCAGAAAGUUUCAAUUUUGAAAACUAUAAUAUUUCUCUUAAGAAAAAUAAUGUAGUUAUUCAUUAUAAAAUCAUAAAUAAAAUUGAAGAGCCAUCUGUUACUUUCGAAGUUGAUGUUUCUGGAAAAUAUGUUGUAAUGCUUAAACCCUAUUCAAUUGAUGAAAAUAACUGUCUUUGUGGCACCAAGGGAAACACAUGCAAAUUAUGUGAUGUCACAAGUACACAUAAAAUAGAAUUUACUGAUAUAUGUCCGAGAAAUCCAACUCCAGAACCAGACAUGAUUAAAAAUAUUACUGUUGCAAUUAUUGUUAUAGCUGCAAUUAUUUCGAUUUUAGUCAUUAUGAAAUGUGUCUUAUGUAAAAGUUCCAAAAAGCUUCCAAAGAAAUAUGCCAUGUUAUUGUGCCUCAAUGAUCAUUUUUUGCAUGAUAAGGCUGUGCAACAGUUAAUUAAAUAUUUGGAAGAUUUUGGAGUGAUUGUUCACCAUGCCAAAAAAUUUGGUAAAUGUGUCUUUGAUGUAUAUGAUAUUGUUCUUCUUAUAAAUUCUACUGCAUUGGCUGAGAGACAGAAGGCUUGGGCUGAAGGAAAAGAUUAUGAAAAAUUUUUUACGGAAGAACAUUCAAGUAACCUGACCAAUCAAACAUUCAUAUUGAUUGAUGAAUUAAACCUUGAAAAAGACUGCCAUAAAAUAAUAAGCUUGAAAUUUGACCACACUCCUGACAGUCCAGUGUUUAAGCAUUAUCCUUCACAAAAUGGAAAUUUUUCUAUACCAAGAAAUUUAUUUGACAUGGUUAAAAGUAUGGUUGAUGUUUCAAUAAGAUUUCGAGGAUUUUUUAAAAAGCAAGCAUUACUGAAUGCCAUCAGCAAUGCUGCAGAAUAUGAAAGAUGCAAUAAAAAUUGGUUUUCAGAAAAAUAUGGUGACCCCAUUCCUGAAAAUUUGAUCUCCUCUUUAUACAGCAAAGAUAGAAAAAGUACGAAAAAGAAUAACAAUAACUUUAAUAUAGAUUGUUCAAUUAACAGCUGCAGUGUAAGUGAAUUGCUCCACACAUUACAAAAGAAAAAUGAUGAAGGAAAUCUAUUGAACUUUUUUAACAUAAACAAUAUUGAAAACAGUAGUAUACUAAAUGUUUAAGACAAUCUACAAGCAAUGUUUCCUUUCAGUUUUAUGUAACUGAAUGAUACUACUAUUAUGGGUUAGAUUUACUUUGCAGUUUACUGUAAGACAGCUAGCCUUAACUGCCACUGUUGAAAUGUUAUGUUAGGGGCAUGACAGUCUUGAAAUCUUGAUUCUUCUUUCAGAUGUGUGUGAAGUAUAUAGUACUAGGAGUGAACAUUUCAUUUUUCUAUUACUGUUGUGUUUAAACCAGCCAUAUCUGGCCCCAAAUAUUCUACCUGCUUUGUGUUCAAGUCAGCUACAUCCGACCUCUCAUACCUACACUCCAAUGUCAUUCCAACAGUAAACAAUCACAUCAUCAAAAUCUCAAAAUAAUACAUGAUCAAUUCAUAACAAUGUGAAUAAAUAAACACUACAUUUGACAGAAUAAUCUGAAUGCUAAAGGGUUAAAGAUAUCAAAUGGCAUUGUUGUAGUGAAAAAAAGGAGCAAGUUCCUGGUUUCAAGAUUUCACCACAAUUAUCCACUACACUUGUAAUAUCCAACUGUUGUCAAUGAAAUUUAGAUGGACACACUCUGCAGGCUUCAUUCAUCACCCAAUAAACCUUUAAGGGUUAUGGAAAAUUUACAGAAAAAACUGAAGACACUUAAGUAACAGAGGCUGUAGUGGUGACCUUAGGUGCCUUGUGUAUUCUAAGCUGAAAUCCCCUUUGAGAUCAACCUUGCUUUUCUUCAAGGGUCAAUGAAAUAGGUACUAAUUCUGUACUAGAUUUGAUUCAACCUAUUCUGGUGAGAGAUAUGCCUGUCUUGUACAAAUAUAAUAAAUAAAACAUAUUCAAAUGAGCUGAAUUUAGGAGUCAGUUUUGGUUCCAUUUGAAACUUAUAUUUCUAAUAACUUUUAAAAAAAAUGAGAAUCUCAUGUUUUACUAUUCCUUCAUUAAAAUCUCAACUCUGAAGUUUUGUGUUGAUUAAACUUGAAUCCUUGCUAUUUGGUGCUAGAUCAUUUUAAUCAAACAAUUCAUCUUAUCAGACAAACAUAGAAUGUGAUAUUUACUAAUUACACAGUCCAAUUUCUUAAUACUCCUUUUUCAUAAACCAUUGUAUAUUUUCUUAUAAAAAUAUAUUUUUGCUUUGGGAAAAAGAAAAAGACCUAAAAAAAAAAAACAAAAGACACUGAGAAAUAUCUUUUGUUGUUAAAAACAUUGCAUUUCUUGAUUGUUUUCUUAUUUGUUUUAAAAAUUGUCUA